Erythranthe guttata (spotted monkey flower) is the source of this 1998-nucleotide messenger RNA. It is a transcript of the gene STN7, whose product is annotated as Serine/Threonine kinase domain protein. Lineage: Eukaryota; Viridiplantae; Streptophyta; Magnoliopsida; Lamiales; Phrymaceae. Gene Ontology annotation, molecular function: protein kinase activity; ATP binding. The record is from RefSeq and is a predicted model, not a curated record. Gene Ontology annotation, biological process: protein phosphorylation.
AAAAAUCAUACCCCAAAAAAGAUAACCAAAAUCCGCAGAAAUCAAAAUCAAAAUCAAAAUCAAGAAAUUGUUUCAACUUCCGAAGAAUUUGCGAAUGGCUGCAGUUGGCCAUGGUACCGGAAUCGGAUUAGGCGGAGUGAAGCUCCACUCCUUCACCCCCAAUCCACUCUCCUCAUUUCUCGGCAAAACCCUAACCCUCAAACCAAUCCCACGCGCCGCCGCCCACAGGAAACCACCACCCACAUCAAGACCCAGAAGCCUCGCCGUCUUCGCAUCCGGCGGCGAAAUCUUCAACCUCUUCAACGAUCUUUUUCUGGGUGUCGGAGUUGGGCUCCCCUGUACUGUAAUGGAGUGCGGCGAUAUAAUAUACAGAAGCACUCUGCCGAAAUCAGACGCAAUCACGCUUACUAUACCCGGCGCGAUUUUAGCUCUGGGCACGCUUUCUUACCUUUGGUCUACACCUGGAGUUGCGCCUGGUUUUUUUGACAUGUUUGUUCUUGCCUUUGUUGAAAGAAUCUUUAGACCUAGUUACAAGAAGGAUGAUAUUGUGUUGGGGAAGAAAUUGGGUGAGGGUGCUUUUGGAGUUGUGUAUAGGGCUUCAUUGACUAAGAAACCCUCGUCUCGAGAUGGUGAGGUAGUAUUGAAGAAGGCGACGGAAUACGGAGCGGUGGAGAUAUGGAUGAACGAGCGUGUGAGAAGGGCUUGCGCGAAUAGCUGUGCUGAUUUCGUGCACGGCUUUCUUGAGAAUUCCGGAAAGAAAGGAUCCGAAUAUUGGCUCAUAUGGAAGUUUGAAGGGGAAUCCACACUUGCUGAUUUAUUGCAGAACAAAGAAUUUCCUUACAAUGUGGAAGCACUGAUUUUGGGAGAGGAUCAGAAGAUGCCCAAGGGAUUGGAGAGGGAAAAUAUAAUCGUACAGACUGUAAUGCGACAGCUCUUAUUUGCAUUGGACGGUCUUCACUCGACUGGGAUCGUUCAUCGAGAUUUUAAGCCCCAAAAUAUUAUUUUCUCCGAAGAUUCUCGUACAUUCAAGAUCAUCGAUCUUGGAGCCGCUGCAGAUUUGAGAGUCGGCAUCAAUUACAUUCCCAAAGAGUUUCUUUUGGAUCCUAGAUAUGCUGCACCGGAACAAUAUAUUAUGAGCACUCAAACCCCCUCUGCCCCGUCAGCUCCCGUCGCAACGGCACUUUCUCCUGUUCUGUGGCAGUUGAAUCUUCCGGACAGAUUUGACAUCUAUAGUGCCGGUCUGAUUUUCCUACAAAUGGCGUUCCCGUCACUACGUUCGGACAGUGCUCUCAUACAAUUCAACCGUCAGUUAAAAAGAUGCGAUUACGAUCUAAUAGCAUGGAGAAAGACCGUCGAGCCUCGUGCGAGCCCCGAUCUCCGACGUGGAUUCGAAUUGCUGGAUUUAGACGGAGGCGGAGGUUGGGAACUGUUGACUUCAAUGGUUCGUUACAAAGCUCGUCAGAGAACGAGCGCUAAAGCAGCUCUAGCUCAUCCCUACUUCAACAAAGAAGGCCUAUUGGCCUUGUCGUUCAUGCAGAGCCUACGGCUACAAUUCUUCCGAGCAACUCAACAAGAUUACAGUGAAGCUGCUAAAUGGACUAUUCAGCUUAUGGCGCGAUCAGGAACUGAAAAAGAUGGCGGGUUUACCGAAGCUCAACUUCAAGAACUCAGGGAUAUUGGGCCUAAGAAGAAGAAAUCGAGUGUACAGAGGAAUGCGCUUGCUUCUGCUCUUCGGGCGCAAAGAAAGAUAGCAAAAACGAUAAACGAGAGCGUCGACGAACUGAAUCGGAGUACGAAGAGUAUAUGGUGGAGCAAGUGGAUCCCUAGAGAGGAGUAACUUUCUGUAAAUAUAUAAAUUAAAUGAUCACUUGUUUCUAUUAUGUAAAUUUUGUGGAUAUAAGUGAAAAUAUGUGAUAAAAUAAGUACUGAGAAUAGUGUCAUAUGUAUUUGAUUAAUCAUAUAAUUAAGCAAUUAAUAACAAUCAUAAACUUUCAUGAA